Molecule: messenger RNA, 4994 nt
Organism: Caretta caretta (loggerhead turtle)
Lineage: Eukaryota; Metazoa; Chordata; Testudines; Cheloniidae
Product: 2-5A-dependent ribonuclease
Biological process (GO): mRNA processing; protein phosphorylation
Molecular function (GO): RNA binding; RNA nuclease activity; ATP binding
Source: RefSeq, a predicted model, not a curated record
AGCGCCUGCUGCCGAAGGCAGGAGCAGCCGCAGCCCUCCCCUUGCGAAAGGCACUUCCGGCUGGGCGGGGCUCGGCCUCACUCGCCUGCACAGCUGCUGGGCUUCGGCCAGUCUCUGACCCUGUGCUCCACGCCCCCAGCUGCCGCUGGGCAAGGGGCAGCCCCAUCCCCCACUCCCAAUGAGGCUACGGUGAGGUAAGGAGGCCACACAUGAUGGCAGCCCCCCUGGCACCCACCACAGGGGAGGCAAGGGGGCUUCCUGGACCGGAGAGGGGCCCAAGGAGCAAGUGCAGUGACAGCGGUGGGUGCAGGGUGGAAUAUGUGAAGCAUAGAGCCCUUGGAGCUGGGUACACUUCAACUACACUUGGUGCACUUCAUCAGCAAAACUCCAUUCAUGUCCUGACAACAAAGGCACUGACCAAUCCAUGCCUUCCAUCUUAAAGGAGAGCCCAGGAAGUAUUUUACUGAAGAAUCUCCGUCUGAAACGGACACGGAACAAGAGCACAGCCACUUAUCUUAACAGUGAUGGAGGCCACUGGUAACAGCCAGGAAGAGGUAUUGACCUCCGGAAAUGAAACAGCAGCAGACAAAGCCUCUCUGCUAAACGAUGCUGUCCGAAACUGUUCAAUAGAGAAAGUCCGGGAGCUGUUGGCGGAAGGAGCAGAUGUUAAUUUCAAGGUAGGAGGUGGUUGGACACCUCUGCACAGCGCUGUACAGGUUGAUCAGGAAGAGAUUGUUGAUCUUCUGCUGGAGAAGGGUGCUGAUCCAUGUGCUAGGAAGAAAAACGGUGCCACUCCCUUUCUUGUAGCAGGGAUAGUGGGAAAUGUGAGACUUUUACAGCUCUUCCUUUCUAAGGGAUCAGAAAUCAAUGAGUAUGAUGACAAUGGUUUCACAGCCUUUAUGGAGGCUGCUCACUAUGGGAAUGAGGAGGCCUUAAGAUUCUUGUACAAUAAUGGGGCAGAUGUGAAUUUGCGGAGGGUGGUUAACGAGGAGAAAAGAACACUGAAUAAAGGUGGGGCAACAGCCCUGAUGGAUGCUGCCACGAAGGGCCACCUCUCAGUCGUAAAAAUUCUUGUCAGUGAGAUGAAGGCUGACAUGAACAUCUGUGACAACCAGGGCAGGAAUGCUUUAAUCCAUGCCUUCCUUUCAAGUGAUAACAAAACAAGGGAGUCUAUUGCUCCAGUUGUUCAUUUCCUGCUGGAUUGUGGUGUUGAUGUGAACAGAAGAGAUGAGCAUGGGAAAACUACCCUCAUGCUGGCAGUUGAGAUACAAAGUCUGGAUUUGGUGAAAGCUUUAUUGGAGAAGAAUGAAGUUGACAUCAAUGAUGCUGACAGAGAGGGCAAAACAGCCCUGGUGAUAGCUGUAGAGAAAAACUAUUAUGAAAUAGCAAAGCUACUGUGUGAAAAAGGGGCAAGGACUGACCUUGGGGACCUUAUUGGGAUUGUCAAUAGGAAAUACAAUAAGAAAAUGGCAGUUCUUCUUCGCCAGUAUGGCGCCAAGGCUGGUCCAAGUCAACCUCAAGAUUGGGAACCCACCAGCAAACGCUGGGGAGAGCAGCUGAAGGUUCUCUACAACAUGUAUCGUCCUAUGAUUGGAAAACUUAAAAUCCUCCAACAUAAUGAUUUCAGGAUUCAGAGAACCUCCCAAGGGGGCAUCUACCUGGGACUCUUUGAUGGGAAGGAGGUGGCUGUGAAGAUAUUCUGCAUUGGCACAGAAAUUGCUAAACAAGAGAAAAUGUGCCUUGAACAAUGUCUGACCAGCAAGCAUUUAGUAAAGCUUUUUGGUGCUGAGGAAAAGAAACCCUGCCUGUACUUGUGCCUCUCGCUCUGUGAGAAGAACCUUGAAGAACACCUGAGUGCAUCAGAGAAUGAAGUGAAUUGCAAGAGUGUUCUUAAGACACUCUUUGAGGCAGUUCAAGAACUACACAUAUUUGGAUUUGGCCAUCAGGAUCUACACCCACGUAACAUUUUGAUAGAUGCUGCUGGUAAAGUUCUCUUAGCGGAUUUUGAUAAGAGCAAAAGAUUGAGUGAAGGACAGAAGGAUGUUAUAAUCAAAGACCUGAAGGCGCUCAGAAGGCUGGUCCUGUAUGUUGUUACACUGGGUAAGGUCCCCUUUGAGGAAAAUGAUAGAGACGUUCUGGAUGCAAGUUGUCCAGAGGAUGUGCAGGACUACGAGGAGACUGUAGACCUAAGGAAAAGUCUGGUCUCCCCUGAUGAAGGAAUCCCAGUUGAAAACCUGCUGAGAGACUUGAUCCAACAUCCCUUUUUCUGGAGCAAGCAGACCAGGUACAGGUUCCUGAGAGAUGUUGGGAAUGAAAGCGAUAUCAAAAGUCGCAACACCAAACAUCACAACAACAAGAGUGAGAUUCUGAAAGCUUUGAAUUGUGAUGAGCACCCUUUUCAGCAGUGGACUGAGCAGAUUGACAAAUUGGUUCUGGACUGCAUGCUCGACCCCUUCAACAACAAGAACAAGAACAAGAACCAGAACCAGAACAAGAAGAAACAAUAUGAAAACUAUGUCACAGACCUACUGAAGUUCAUCAGGAACAUGGGCGAGCACUUUGAUGAGAAGGAAGAAAAGGUCAAGGAAAUAAUCAAGGAGCCCUCGGAGUAUUUCAUGCACCUGUUUCCAGAAUUGACAGUUUAUGUCUACAAGUGUUUACGCGGCAUACAGCAUCAUAAGCAUUUCCCAAGCCCUCAGUGUCUUUCUCAGCUGUAGCAUGUUCUGUUGCUUCAGGUUAUAUGGCUGAAUCCCAUUGACUGACUUCCUUUUCAGGACCAUUUCGUUCAGCUGCCAAAAAGUGUCAUACAAAGUGGGGAAGGGGCUGGGAGGGCAGAGAGUAUUGGAAUUUCAGUCAGUGGAUCUGGUCUCUGGAUUCAGCACUAAAGCACUCAGCGGUAAAGAUGCUAUGUUUCAGUGGGGUCAUGGAGGACAAUUACAUUGAGGAAAGUGCUAGAACUAAGUGCUAGAAGGGAAAUGUAAGCUGGUGAAAUGAGCAGAGGGUUGAGAAGUAGGUAGCCCUGAGUUCUAAUCACAGCUGUACUACUGACUCACUAUGUGGCUUUGGGAAAGUCACCCCAGUCUUCCCCUACUAAUAGCCACCCAUUGGUGUGCCCCCUGCACCCUUGCAGCUAACACCUCAGGAACUUCUGCUUAAUGUGUGCUGCUUCAUGGCAUCUUGCUCCUGGGGGGCUGUUGGUCCGAUUCCUACACUGAAGAGCUAUCUUUUCUGAGAGAUCCAUCCAUACUGGACAGAUACAUUGAGAACAUACCUGGAAUAAGAGUAGAUUUAGAUCUAGCAAGUCAGAUAUCAAGGAUUGUUUAAUCUCCCUCCCAGGCACAUAAAAGUGUGCAGGGGGCACACCAAUGGGUGGCUAUUAGUAGGGGAAGACUGGGUGAAUGAAGGACAACUAGAAUAGCUGCCAUGAAAUAUACAAGAUACUUAGAGAAAGUUUUGUCAAUUUCAGCCUCUGCACUCUGCAGGACACAGACACCCACAAAACAAAAAGAGAUCUGAGCCCCAAUGUCCUAAGGACAUUUCAGGUGUUUAAUUCAAUAUAUAAAGAGGAUGGAAUGAAAACUACUAUUUCUUUCAAAGGAGGCACAAUAAUUUAACUGAAUAUCCAGUUUUCCCCUUCAGUCCCUUUGUGGUUUUGUCUACGGGGCUAUUUGCUUUCCCUGUGAAUCUUUAGUUGUUUUACCAAAAUUGCUUUGCCCAAAAUAAACCCUGAUCAUCAGAACACAUCUUCCCACCAUGUUCUCCAUGUUUUUUUUUUUUUUUUUUAAACAGUAACAUUUCAAAGAGGAUCUGCAAGCAGUUUGGACAUCACAACCAUGAUCCUCUGCUGGGGAGGAAAUGGUAGAUUUGAACUUGGAAAUGGUUCCUGAUUUUGAUUGUAUUUUUUGUGUAUUUGCCUCAUCCAGGGGGCAGAAAAGAACUGCCCAGGCUUUGGUACCCCCCCCCCCAACAACCUUGAGUGAAAUUAACAAGGAAGCCAGAAAUAGCACCUAAUUCUGCAGUUCAGACCAGGGGGUGAACAACUAAAUUUAAACUUGUUCUUAUGCAGGCAGCAGGCAUCCUGGGGAGGCUUCUCCCUCUGCCAGUCCCCCUGCUCCAAGCUAGAGGGGAGCCGCUGCAGCCCCUGCUGAGGGGGCAGGAGCCGAGCCCUCUCGGGCAGUCUGGCUGGAGGAGGAGGGAGGAAAGAAACCAAUGUGACAGUGAGUUUUCCCCUUCCACUGGCUUUUAUUAGCUCUGGAUUUAAGCUGUGCAGUAAAAUGCCUAUUGUAUUCUGCCCCUGCCUUGGUCUCACCUUCCCCCGGCCCCACCUCCAACAACUGUGAAUGAAAUUAACAAGGAAAUCAGAAAUAGUCCUGAAUGGUGGUUCAGCCCCUGGAGCGAACAGCUAAAUUUCAAUUGUUCUUAUGCAGGCAGCAGGCUACCUGGGGAGGCUUCUCCCUCAGCCAGUCCCCCUGCUCCAAGCUAGAGGGGAGCUGCUGCAGCCCCUGCUGAGUGCGGGGGUCCGGGGAACGGGGAGCCUAGCCCUGUGGGCAGCCUGGCUGGAGGAGGAGAGGGAAACAAACAAAUGGGACAGAGAGUUUUCAGGCUUAUUGCAAUAGUAAAGUUUUAUUCCAGACAGUACUGGUAGUAGACAUACACAUUGUAAGGAGAGUGAUCACUUUAGAUAAGCUAUUACCAACAGAAAAGUGGGUUUGUUUGGGGAGGGGUGUGGGGGGGGAGAAAACCUGGAUUUGUGCUGGAAAUGGCCUUGAUUAUCAUACACAUUGUAAGGAGAGUGAUCACUUUACGUAAGCUAUUACCAGCAGGAGAGUGGGGUUGGGGGAGAGAAAACCUUUUGUAGUGAUAAACACCCAUUUUUUCAUGAUUUGUGUGUAUAAAAACAAACAUCUUCUGUAUUUUCCACAGUAUGCAUCCGAUGAAGUGAGCUGUAGCUCAUGAAAGCUUAUGCUCAAAUAAAUUGGUUAGUCUCCAAGGUG